Messenger RNA from Rhincodon typus (whale shark), 1383 nucleotides. RefSeq names its product 5-hydroxytryptamine (serotonin) receptor 3B (gene htr3b). Gene Ontology annotation, cellular component: synapse; neuron projection; postsynaptic membrane. The record is from RefSeq and is a predicted model, not a curated record. The coding region runs from base 1 to 1383 and encodes 460 amino acids. Lineage: Eukaryota; Metazoa; Chordata; Chondrichthyes; Orectolobiformes; Rhincodontidae. Gene Ontology annotation, biological process: monoatomic ion transmembrane transport; nervous system process; chemical synaptic transmission. Gene Ontology annotation, molecular function: transmembrane signaling receptor activity; extracellular ligand-gated monoatomic ion channel activity; neurotransmitter receptor activity. The transcript has 9 exons.
AUGGCAUUGCUUCCAUUCCUCUUCUGCCUGUUUGCAGGAGGGUGUGCUUACACUGCAUCCCUUCAGAACUCAACACUACAUCAACUGAUGGAAAAGCUACUGAAAAACUAUAACAAGGGAGUCCGACCAGUCAAAAACUGGACACAACCUACAACCAUUUAUAUUGACUUCAUCCUCCAUGCAGUGCUGGAAGUGGAUGGCCAGAACCAAAAACUAAGGACAAAUAUCUGGUACCAGCAGAUAUGGAUGGAUGAGUUCCUCAUAUGGAAUCCUGCAAGUUUUAAUGGCAUCAAUGAAAUCUCACUGCCCGUCGAAACUAUUUGGAUCCCUGACAUAUUAAUCCAGGAAUUUAUUGAUGUGGGAAGAUCACCUUACAUGCCCUACGUGUAUGUGAAUUCCUCAGGGCAUAUUAAAAACUACAAGCCAAUACAAGUCGUCUCUGCCUGCAGACUGGAGAUAUAUGCCUUCCCAUUUGACAAGCAGAACUGCACCUUCACAUUCUGUAGCUGGCUGCAUACAGUAAAUGAUAUCAAUCUCAAGCUUUGGAGAAGCCACGAAGAAAUUGAAAAUAACACUAGUGCAUUUUUAAAUGAUGGGGAAUGGGAACUCCUCUCUGUUCCAUCCAAAUAUGAGAAGUUGUAUAAUGAAGGGAGGGAAUACGCUCAAAUUCAGUUUAACGUUGUAAUAAGACGAAGACCAUUGCUUUACGUGAUCAGUCUCCUGUUACCCAGCAUAUUUCUGAUGCUGGUAGAUGUGACUAGCUACUUUCUGCCUCCAAACAGCAGUGGGCGAAUAACUUUCAAAUCCAGCAUCCUGCUUGGAUACACGGUGUUUCGGAUGAACCUAAGAGAUGACCUUCCUGCUACUGCUGUGACUACACCUCUCAUUGGUGUAUUCUUUGCUGUCUGUAUGGCCCUUCUUGUGAUCAGUUUGGCUGAGUCAAUUCUAAUUGCAAAGCUCCUGAGCAUGAGUGAGGAAGCUGAGCCCAGGACUGAUGUCUCCAAGUGUUGUGUCUCGAAACUGAUUUCUUCAAACUGGAGCACCACAGACAGUCUCUGCACUUCCCUUAGGACCCAAGAAGGCAUCUGUAAUGACAGUGUUUUUGACAGUGAUACUGAAACUCCUGGACAACAUGAAGAUAAAAAUCUCAACAAAGAGGCCCAAGGUUUGCAGGUCAAAGAGGUCCCUGUGAAAGAGAUACUGAAGGAGAUUUCUUCAAUCAAGUUCUACUUGCAUGAGACAGAAGAUGCAACUGAUCCUAAGAAUGACUGGCUGGCAUUUUGUUACAGAUUUGACAUAUUUCUUUUCCAUGUGUAUUUGGUGAUACUUGGAGUUUUCACUGUAACAAUGAGCACCCUCUGGCUGAUAUGGAGUUACCCUUAG